This is a messenger RNA of Dictyostelium discoideum AX4, 642 nucleotides long. RefSeq lists its product as hypothetical. The transcript has 3 exons. The coding region runs from base 1 to 642 and encodes 213 amino acids. NCBI's taxonomy places the organism in Eukaryota, Evosea, Eumycetozoa, Dictyosteliales, Dictyosteliaceae. The record is from RefSeq and is a predicted model, not a curated record.
AUGGAAAUAUCGUUACUUGAAAUUCAAAAAUACUAUAAUGAAUUUCAAGAUAUUAAAUCAGAGAUAGAUCAUUUCAAUGAAGAAUCAAAUGAUCAAUUUGAAAAGAUAUUAGAUUAUUGUUCAACUAUUGAAGGUAAUAUUGAUGAUGAAAGUGCUUUAUCAUCGACAACAAUUAAAUCAAAAACUACAACCUCAAUAGAACAACAACAACAACAACUUAUAAUGAAAAUAAAAGAACCAAUUGAAUCAAUAAGAAAAUCAAUUGAAAAUAUAAAUAAUAAUUUAAAUAAAUUAAAUAAUCUUUUAGAAAUUUCAAAAAAAUUAAUUCAUUUAAAAAAUUUAAAUGAUUUAAAUGGUAUAAUUAGUAAUAGAGGUAAAACUAAAUUAGAAUUAUCAAUUAGUGAUCUUAUUGAAUUUAUGACAAUAUCAUAUAAUAAUUAUGAACAAGAUUAUCAAAUGAAACAAAUUCUAUUUGAUGAUAUUAAAGAUUAUAAAAAUGGUAAUACAUCAAAUAUUACAAUCGAUAAAUUAAAUAAUACAAUUCCAAUGUGGCAAUCUAAACCAUUAAUAGAUUUAACUCAACAACAAUAUAUUACUCAAAGAAUACAAUUAUUUAGUACAAUUUUAAAAUUAUCAAAAUAA